AGGUUUUUGAUUUAAGUUAUCAUUGCGCUUAUUCCUGCACAUUGCGGCAAGCCAAGAUUCUUCUUGAGAAUGAAAAACAUCUUAAGACACGCGCGACGAAGUUUAGCACAUCAAUUGUUGGUGCAGCGAUGAAUCCGCAACGGAUAAUGACGACAGUGGGGAUCCGAAUCUUCAUUACUUUCUUUAUUAUUCUACUGCAAGGGGAAACACAUGGGAAAUAUUUGGAGGGUCUCAACGUGAAUUUAGGGGACGCCCUUUUAUUCCUCAGAGAAUAUGACAGCGCAGCUUCGUUAAUGUGCACGAGAGUGAUGACGGCCCAGUGGAAUUUCGCGACAAAUGUUACUGAUACUAAUCACCAAAAAAUGGUGGAUGAACAAGCUCUAAAAUUAAAAUUCGAAAGAGCUUCUUGGCGUAAAGCGGUUACUUUUGCUUGGAGUCGAAUACCAGACCCUUUAGCAAGAAGGGAACUUAAAAUGAUUGCUACGAAAGGUCGAAGUUCCUUGACUGAUGAUAAAUUUAAUGAAAUAAACCGUUUAAUAACCGAGAUGAAAGAAAUCUAUUCUAAAGCCAGAAUAUGCCCGUACAAACAAAUUGAUGCAGACUGUAAUUUGAGUCUAGAUCACGAUAUAAAUGAAAUGAUGGCACAAUCGAAAAACUACGACGAAUUAUUGUAUUAUUGGCACGCUUGGCAUGAAGCGGUCGGCCCAAAACUUCUGAACAAAUAUUUGAGAUACGUUCAAUUGGCCAAUAGAGCGGCGAAAUUAAAUGGUUUUGCCGAUGCUGGAGACCAGAUGAGAGAUUUAUUCGAAGACGAGUAUUUCAAACAAAACAUAGCAGAGGUGAUGUCAGCUAUAACUCCGUUGUAUAAGAAUCUUUUUACUUACGUGCGAUCGAAACUAAUCGAAAGAUACGGCGACAAAAUACGCGAGGACGGCCCUUUACCGGCGCACGUUCUGGGAAAUAUGUGGGCCCAAAAUUGGGAAGGUCUGUUCGAACUAGUGCAACCUUUCCCUGCAAGCAGAAAGCUCGAUGUGACUUUGGAAAUGAUGAUUCAAAGUAUCACUCCACUGAGGAUGUUUCAAAUAGCUGAGGAGUUUUUUACUUCACUUGGGAUGAAGCCGAUGCCACCGGAAUUCUGGAAGUUUUCCAUGUUUGAAAAACCUAUCGACAGAGAAGUGAAAUGUGGUCCUAGCGCGUGGGACUUUUGCAAUAAAAUCGAUUAUAGGAUAAAGCAAUGUACCCGAGUUACAUUGGAGGAUCUAUUGUCAACGCACUAUGAAAUGGCGCAUGUGCAAUAUUAUCUGCAAUAUAAAGAUCAUCCGUUGCUAUUUCGAAACGAAGCGAUUCCAGGUUUUCACGAAGCUGUUAGCGAUGCGAUAGGUUUAUCUAUUUUUACUCCUCAACAUUUACACAAAAUCGGACUGCACAAUAACUUAACAGAUGAUUACGACGGUAGAAUAAACUUUUUAAUGCUAAUGGCUCUUCGCAAAGUGGCUUAUCUACCGUUUGCUUAUAUAAUAGAUCAGUGGAGGUGGCGCGUCUUUAGCGACGGCGUAGAAGACAUGACAGCACAUUGGUGGGAACUGAGAUUACAAUAUCAGGGUAUUGUCCCACCUACGCCUAGAUCCGAAAGAAAUUUUGAUCCGGCAGCAAAGUAUCAUAUUCCAGCGGACAGUCCUUACGCCAAGUACUUCGUAGGCGUUGUUUUACAGUUCCAAUUGUUCCAGUCAUUGUGUGAAAUCUCUGGUCACAUUGGCGAACUGCAUGCUUGCGAUCUUUACAGGUCACGAGAGGCGGGUCGAUUGUUAUCAGACGUGUUGUCGAUGGGAGCUUCGAGACCGUGGCAAGAUAUUGUCAGACAAAUGACGAGAGGUAGAACGAAUAGAAUAGACGCUGGUGCCAUGCUCAAGUAUUUUGAGCCUUUGAAUGUGUGGUUAAGACGACAAAAUGAGAUGCAGCCUGUGAUCGGUUGGAUUGCAAGCAACGACGACAGAGUGUAACUUGCGAGUACAGGAAUUUUUCAAUUUGUUUCAGCACUGUUAUCCCAAUGGUAUCAAAAUAGUGCACAGCGACUUGAAUUGUGCAGCUUAUUCUCUCUGCUGCUUUUAGUUGGCAAAGCUUUUAUUUAUUAA
Messenger RNA from Dinoponera quadriceps, 2132 nucleotides. RefSeq names its product angiotensin-converting enzyme-like. Gene Ontology annotation, molecular function: peptidyl-dipeptidase activity; metallopeptidase activity. Gene Ontology annotation, biological process: proteolysis. Lineage: Eukaryota; Metazoa; Arthropoda; Insecta; Hymenoptera; Formicidae. The record is from RefSeq and is a predicted model, not a curated record. Gene Ontology annotation, cellular component: plasma membrane. The transcript has 13 exons.